Molecule: messenger RNA, 1305 nt
Organism: Papilio xuthus (Asian swallowtail)
Lineage: Eukaryota; Metazoa; Arthropoda; Insecta; Lepidoptera; Papilionidae
Gene: Pgam5
Product: Phosphoglycerate mutase 5
Exons: 6
Coding region: 142-1038 (298 amino acids)
Biological process (GO): positive regulation of mitochondrial fission; peptidyl-threonine dephosphorylation
Cellular component (GO): mitochondrion
Molecular function (GO): protein serine/threonine phosphatase activity
Source: RefSeq, a predicted model, not a curated record
AAGUUGUGCGUUUCUGUUUGAGGUUAUUUUUAUAUAUUUGACCUAAAAUACAUUUUUAACCGAAGUCCUGUAUUAAUACUUAAAUAAUAUAAGGUUUCAAACAAUCUAUAAGCCAUACCCUCCUAGAAAUAUAUUCAUAAAAUGGCUACGUUUUCAAGACUACAUAAAAUCGCUCUUAUAAGCUUAGGUGCUGUAGGUGGUAGUUUAGCAUAUUAUACUAUAGGUAAAUCUGAAAAGAAAUUUGAUGUUCAAAAUUCUUGGACGGUGAAUUACACGCCGAGUGUCAAAUGGGAGAAGAAUUGGGACCGUCGAGAACCCCAGUCGAUAGUUCAACCUCCAUCACCUAGUAAGCCAGAGGAUGAUAACAGAUACAAUGAGCAAAUAGAGAAGGCAAAAAGUAAAGCUGUAAGACAUUUAUUCCUCAUCCGACAUGGACAGUAUAAUCUUGAUGGGGCUACUGAUAAAGAGAGAGUUUUGACUGAAUUAGGUAGGAUACAAGCAGAUGUGACUGGACAGAGGUUGGCAACAUUACAGAUAAAGUGGGACUUACUUGUGAGAUCGACAAUGACUAGAGCACAAGAGACAGCCUCUAUAAUAGCUAAGCAUUUAAGUAAAGAUUUAGAAAUUAAGGACUGUCAGCUGAUUGAGGAGGGAGCACCAAUUCCACCUGAACCACCUGUCGGUCACUGGGCGCCGGAACCAAGACAGUUCUUCCAGGACGGCGCGAGGAUAGAAGCCGCCUUCCGCAGAUACUUCUACAGAGCGCCGCCCGAACAGACACAGGAUUCGUACACUAUACUCGUAUGUCAUGCUAAUGUUAUACGAUUCUUUGUUUGCAAAGCCCUCCAAUUUCCUCCGGAAGGCUGGCUCCGUAUAUCAUUGAACCACGGUUCAAUAACAUGGAUUUCAAUACUGCCAAAUGGUAAUGUUGUCCUGCGAGCUCUGAGUGAUACUGGACACAUGGAACCAAAGCAUAUCACUAGCCGCCGACCCAAAAAGUCAUCGAAACGGCGAAAACUCGAAACAAAAAUUGAAUAAAACAAACGUAUCAACGCAUGAAAUUGAAAGAGAUAAAAAAAUUAACAAAAUGAUGUUUAUUGCAAAAAAUGAAGACUUCAAGAAUCUCGUAUCCAAACACAUAUUCACAAAACGUUGUAAUACAUGAGGCGCACAAUGCUAAAAUUAUUUUAUCAAUUAUAACUUUUACACUUAAAAAAAAUGAAAUUCAAAAUAUGCGUAAUAAUAAUAAUGGAAAAAAGAAAUAAGCUAUACUUACCAAUAAAAACGCGCAAACUAUUUUUUUUA